CUCGCGCGCGGGCUAUUUGUGAGCCGGUUCGCCUGCGCAGAAAGUGGGUCGCCACACCGGCAUAUUUAAUGGAAAAAGUUCACUCUUAUUAAGAUUCAGUUUGUAGCCAGAAAAAUUAUUGAACUGAGCGAGCAAGAAUGUUACUACAGGAAUGGAUUUGUCAGGAUUAGAGAUAUAUAGUAACAAAUCAUCUGCACAUAGUGAUAAUUUAUGUAUCUCAUUCCCACGGUAAUAACAGGUCCUGACGAAGGGUCUCAGCCCGAAACGUCGACAGCGCUUCUCCCCAUAGAUGCUGCCUGGCCUGCUGUGUUCCUCCAGCAUUUUGUGUGUGUUGUAAUACCAAGUAUAUUAGGUGAAUCUCGAAUAGCAAUAGCUAAGGGUUCUAAGGCAAUAUCAAAUAGUAAUGGGCUAACAGGACAGGCCUGCCUGGUGAGUGAGGCCAGUCUCUGCUCUGGCUGUCCCUCUGACACCGUCUCCACCCCUUCCCGCCUCGCUCUCUCGCACAGUCCGUCACUCUGUCUCCACCCCUUCCCGCCUCUCUGUCUUUCUGCGCCAUUCUCGGGCAGGUCGGGGCGCUGUGUUUAAAAGCAGACAGCAGCGGUCAGUUCGUUAUUGAGUAGCGUCUGCAGUUCAGGGGCAAUAUGUCUGGCAGAGGAAAAGGAGGCAAAGGACUCGGCAAAGGUGGAGCCAAGCGGCACCGUAAAGUGCUCCGUGAUAACAUCCAGGGCAUCACCAAACCAGCCAUCCGCCGUCUGGCUCGGCGUGGCGGCGUCAAGCGAAUCUCGGGUCUAAUCUACGAGGAGACCCGCGGUGUACUGAAGGUCUUCCUGGAGAAUGUGAUCCGCGACGCCGUCACCUACACGGAGCACGCCAAGCGCAAGACAGUCACUGCCAUGGAUGUGGUGUACGCUCUGAAACGCCAGGGCCGCACUCUCUAUGGCUUCGGCGGUUGAGGAAUUCUAUUGGUUCUAAACACAACACAAAGGCUCUUUUAAGAGCCACCCACCACCUCACAGAGAGAGCAGUGACCCCGAGCAGAAAUAGACGACCUUUAGAAUUAUUUAUCGGUGAGGCAAUCUU
Messenger RNA from Hypanus sabinus (Atlantic stingray), 1080 nucleotides. RefSeq names its product histone H4. Gene Ontology annotation, cellular component: nucleosome. The coding region runs from base 642 to 953 and encodes 103 amino acids. NCBI's taxonomy places the organism in Eukaryota, Metazoa, Chordata, Chondrichthyes, Myliobatiformes, Dasyatidae. Gene Ontology annotation, biological process: nucleosome assembly. The transcript has a single exon. The record is from RefSeq and is a predicted model, not a curated record. Gene Ontology annotation, molecular function: protein heterodimerization activity; structural constituent of chromatin; DNA binding.